UCUCUGCUUGUAGAACACAUGAAAUUCAUGGAAAUAUGAACUUAACUCAGAAAAUGAGUGUAAAAUUAUUGAUAUUCAGUGGAAAUCAUGCUACGUUUAUAUGAAAUGCACAAAAACCAUCAGAUAUAUCGUAACCUCUAGAUUCUAUAUGCAUUUCAUAUGAAUGUCACAUUGUUUUCCACAUAGAUUUCAAUUAAAACAGAGUUGACUGAUUCAAGUGAUUUGCACAUACAUUUGUGCUGUACUUAUUCCCACUAGAAAAUGAAGUGUAUAACACAUGUUGUUCGAUUCAAUAGCAAAACAUAUCACAUCCAAAGAAAAAACACAUCAAAGUUUGGCACGUCUCCAACGAAAACAACUGGCACUAUACGAUGCCUUACUUCGUGAUUCUCGUCAAGAACUACCUAAGUGGAAUGCCAGUUUAAUAGAGGCCCAAAAAUAUCUUGUCGAGGGAAAUAAGUUUCUUGAGGCUGGCUUCCAAAUCAAACAAAACUGUUAUGUGCGGUUCGUUAAUAUGCCACCGACAAGCGUCCAGGUGGUGCACAAUGUAGCAUUCCCGAACAACGAUCAUGUUGGACAUUUUCUACAGGUAAAAGGUAGAGUGUUUCGAAUGAGUCAGGCUAAUUUUCUGGAGUUCAAACGAGAGUAUGUUUGUAACCGGUGUCGGCACGAGUUUACGAUAGAAGCCCAGUACGAACAAAGUUACGUAUUUGAUGUGCCCCGAAGUUGUCCGAUGGCACUAGAAACUGGAUGCAAAGGUUUUCCUGAGCAAAAAAGUGCACAGCCCCAUACGGACUAUUGCCGACAUUCGCAGGAGGUACGUAUUCAGGAGAUUCAAAGCGAUAAAAAUAUUCCCACAAUGUUGGUUAUAACGCUUGAAAAUGAUCUGGUAGACAGUUGCCAACCGGGAGAUUGUGUAACCAUUGUUGGGACAGUGGAGCGUCGCUGGAGACCGCUGGUUGCAGGCAGAAAGACUGUAGCCACCGUAUCAAUGCUUGCUAAUAGUGUAUGCAAGGACGACACCAAGAUGGCAUCGGGGAAAGAAUUACCAGAACAUCUUGUUCUCACCAAAGCUGACUGGCAAAACACUGUCAAAGAUAUAGGAGAAUCAGCAGCGCGAGAUUUACUGGUGCAAUCGAUAUGCCCGGAAAUAUACGGAAUGUAUCCCGUUAAACUUGCCUUAGCUCUUUCGUUAGCCAGUUGUACAGAUAGAUACAUUGGUUGUGAAACGGCCGUUCGGGGACAUUCACAUUUGUUGCUCAUUGGUGAUCCAGGAAUGGCGAAAUCGAGGCUCCUAAAACGUGUUUCAGAAAUCGCAGUGCGAUCGAUAUUCACGACCGGAGUGGGGUGCUCGACAGCCGGGUUAACAGCGGCUGCUGUGAAGGAAAACGGCGAAUGGCAAUUGGAAGCGGGAGCACUGGUUCUAGCCGAUGGCGGCGUUUGUUGUAUCGAUGAAUUCAAUCUUAUGCGCGAAAUAGACAAGGGAUCACUGCACGAAGCGAUGGAACAACAAAGAAUCAGCAUGGCAAAGGCGGGAUUGGUUUGUAAGCUGAGCUCAAGAUGUGUUGUAUUGGCCGCAACCAAUCCCAAACAUUUAUACUCGAUGAUUGAAAUAGGGCAAACGUCGAAUUUAGGAGUCGGAGGACCUUUGUUAAGUCGAUUUGAUGUUGUUUUAUCACUAAGUGCCUCAGAUGAUGUUAACUGGCAUAGUCCGAUGUCCAAUCACGUUUUAUCGCUCGCGGUUGUCGAAGAAUCACGGGAAAGAUAUGCACAAACACCUUCGGGAGGGCACUGGGAAUUGGAACGACUACAGACUCAUUUCCAGGCGAUUCGAGACAUUCAUCCAAAAAUAUCGAAUGAUGCGAAUACCAUACUAUCUGCCUACUAUAAACGUUGUCGGUUAAAUUCAGAUGGUACAUUGGCUCGUACAACCGUUCGAUUAUUGGACAGUUUAGUUCGUAUUUCUCAAGCCCAUACUCGCCUGAUGUUCCGUGAGGAAGUCACUGCUCUGGAUGCCCUAGUCGCCGUUCGCCUUAUGGAUUCCAGCUGGGGCUUCGGAAAAAUAUUUCGUCCAAUUGAUCUGCUUAGAGCUCCGCUUCCGCUCGGGCCGGAUUCGGCGGAAAUAGCAGAGAUGCUACAGAUAUUACAGCUGAGCAAAUUAGUUCAAGAGAUCCGCGUCGAGCAAGUAGAUAGAUCCAAACUAAACCAGUACCAGCAGAAAUUGGCAGCGACAGCUAAAAAAAAGGAUGCAACUCCGGUCAAUAAAUGGGAUACUGUUAGCGUAAGUCCCAUGAGUAAAUUUGCAGAGCUAGUUCUUCGAGAUUUGGAUAAUAAUAAUAAGAGCGACAACAAACCUGCAGCCACGGACAUCGAUCCGAAUCGGUUUCAAUCACAAAAGCGAAGCACAUCGGAUGUUGGUGACCUGUAUUCGAAAUACUCAUUUACGCAAAAUAGAAAAAAUGCCACUAAAAAAAUUAAAGUUAGUGAACCGACGAGACUUCAUUCGUCAAAAAAAGUUGCUUCCAAAAAUACAAUGCCACUUGAUGCCAGUUUGAAGGAAAAUUUAGGAAAUGGUGAACUGGAUUGUAUACUGAGCAGCUUGCGUCAAAACUUCAUGAAGGAACUUUCGAAAGCUACCCAGCCGAAUAUAGAAGAAAUUAUUCCUCAAAGUAGUCAAGUGACCAGCAGUGGAAGAUCUCAAACAUUACGGGAAGAGUCUUUCAACGCUAUGCUUGAUGUAAGUAAUCUGUUGGAUGACGAUGAACUGGCCACCAAUGACAGUCAACAAAAAAACAUACAAACCGCCAUCAGUCUAGCAUCAACAGAAACCGGCCUCAGCGUUUUCAAUGAUUGUACACUCGUACGGACAAAUUCCGUUGAGACAUUCCCGUCUAUUCAGUUAAAUAGAGACCAUACUCCGUUGGUUAAUCCUAUCGCAGAGAAAGCAACGAUUUCAUACAAUUCGAUGAAUAAAUUCCAAUUCAAACGGCCACAAAAAGAUCAGCUGAGAGUUUCGCAGAUGUUGACACCAUCUGCGUCUGCGAAAUUUCCUGCAAAUGCAAGUGCCCCCUUUUUAAAUAUUAAAUCAUUAAGAGAUGAAUCUGAUCGUCGAUUUACAUGUGAAAACCAAAAUAACGCGACAGAUUCACUUUGUUCGACCUAUUCCAAUACAGUUAUGGCCUCGGAAGCGAAAGAGUCUGUAUCUCGUUAUCAAUUCAAACAUCAAUCGCAGAAGAAUCGAACCAAUCCCGUGGAAAUGAGUCCAAUGCUCCUCCAAUCGAAGAACGACGUCGGAGUCAACCGUGAAACUACCGGCAAAAGAAAACUAUCCGAUCAAACAUUGAGCAAACUUAGAGGAUUUGAGUUCAUUCGGCAGGAUCAGAACAAACCAAACAACGAAUCGAAAGAUAAUAGCAGCCAGGCGAGUCACACUGCUAAGGCAGCUAAAAUAACGGAAACGAGCGUUUUCGUGACACUUGGAGAGCAGAGAGAUCCGGAUGAGGAUUUGGCAUUUUUAGAUGCUAUUGACUUUUGAUCUCUUGUCAAGUAAAAAACGAAAAUAAAAACUUAAGCUAGUUUCAACACGCUUUUUAUUUACAGUUCAAAUACAGCGUCGUGAAAUAUGUAAC
Malaya genurostris is the source of this 3629-nucleotide messenger RNA. Its product is annotated as DNA helicase MCM9-like. Gene Ontology annotation, biological process: double-strand break repair via homologous recombination; DNA replication. The coding region runs from base 278 to 3535 and encodes 1085 amino acids. Gene Ontology annotation, molecular function: single-stranded DNA binding; ATP binding; single-stranded DNA helicase activity. Lineage: Eukaryota; Metazoa; Arthropoda; Insecta; Diptera; Culicidae. The transcript has 4 exons. Gene Ontology annotation, cellular component: nucleus; MCM complex. The record is from RefSeq and is a predicted model, not a curated record.